AUGAUCUGGACCCGUGUGUUAUUCUGUCUACUUAUAUCUUUUGUUGCUACAGUUCAAUCGAGUGCUAUAAUUGUAAGCUCUUCAUGCAUUUCUCAAGCCUCGUUAUAUCAGUAUGGAUGUAUUAAUAAUAAAACAUCUAUAGGUUGUUACUGUAAAAACAUCAACUGGCUCGGCUCCGUCACUGCAUGCGCCUAUGAAAACUCCAAGUCCAACAAGACGUUUGACAGUGCCUUGAAGAAAAUCGCUGCUCAAUGUUCAAGUCACAGAUCUUACACUUUGGACGACAUGAAGAAAAUUUAUUUAAACGCCUCCAUGUAUUUGAGAGCCCCCGCAAAAACAGAUAUGAAGGUUCUCGUUAAUCAGCCGCUAACGGCGAAUGAGACAGCCUUCCAUUAUUACUACCAAAACAAUUAUGGCAAUCACCUUGCCCUAAUACGGUCUCAAUGGUGCGCCUGGGGUCUCGUCUUCUUUUGGGCAGUCGUGCUUACUAUCGCUACUAUUCUCAAUGUUAUGAAAAAGGUAUUUGGCAAAAGCAUUAUGCCAAACUCUGUCAAAAAAUCACUAAUUUAUCCCU
This is a messenger RNA of Saccharomyces eubayanus, 574 nucleotides long. RefSeq names its product ferric/cupric-chelate reductase (gene FRE1). The annotation marks the transcript as partial. The transcript has a single exon. The record is from RefSeq and is a predicted model, not a curated record. NCBI's taxonomy places the organism in Eukaryota, Fungi, Ascomycota, Saccharomycetes, Saccharomycetales, Saccharomycetaceae.